Penicillium macrosclerotiorum is the source of this 3465-nucleotide messenger RNA. RefSeq names its product putative nuclear pore complex subunit Nup85. The transcript has 3 exons. Lineage: Eukaryota; Fungi; Ascomycota; Eurotiomycetes; Eurotiales; Aspergillaceae. Bases 1 to 3465 code for a protein of 1154 amino acids. Gene Ontology annotation, cellular component: nuclear pore outer ring. Gene Ontology annotation, biological process: positive regulation of DNA-templated transcription; mRNA export from nucleus; protein import into nucleus. Gene Ontology annotation, molecular function: structural constituent of nuclear pore. The record is from RefSeq and is a predicted model, not a curated record.
AUGUCAUUCAAAGUCCCAUACGAUUCGAGCCCGCCCUCCACCCCUGACAAGGCCAAGGGUCAAAGUUUCUGGAGCAAUGUUUCAACCACACCUGCUGGUCCGCCUCCAUCAAGCGCCAACUCAUUUACACCGCAAGGGCAUCCGCCGUCAACGGUGUUUGGAACUUCACAAAUAGAUUCGCAUUCGAAGAUGGAUUUCGGUACUUCAACCAAUUCUCUGUUUACCAAAUCAGGCGGCUUCAAGAAAGGCGACAGUAUCUUUGGCUCCUCAUUCGGAUCUGAUUUCGCCUACCAGCAACCCCAACGGACUCAGGCACCUUCGUCCAGGCCUUUUGCGGCGGCCGCACCAGCAGCUCAGACGCGAUUUGGUGGCGCGACCACGAACGGCAGCGCAUUCAGCCGGUCCGUGAAUUUUGGAGAGUCUCAGAUAAGCGAAUACAAUGAGGAAUACGAUGAAGAGGAAGAGGAAAUGGAGCAUGAGGAGGAACCAAUGGAGGAGGAGAUUGAGGAGGACGAUGCGGAAGGUCAUUUUGAUAUGAGUAGUCAAAACCCGCACAAUCGUUUGAGCUUUUUAGACUCCACGUUCGGCAACCCGUUGCCCCGACAGGCCACUCAGUCUGCGCAGCGCAAACCUAUCUACUCAAAUCCCACCGAUGCGAAGCGCCCAAAACUCCAUGAGCACUGGAAUCCUCAGUCUUCGUUACACAAAACCAAGCUUUCGCCAAAAAAAGCCUCCGCAAUGCCCUCUAUUCUGCACAACUUCGCGGCCAGGUCUCACCUAUCCGCUGUGGACGAGCCCGCCGACAUGAUCAUCAACACGGAGGAUGUGCUCGGUCGACUCUACGAUGAAUUGAGAGAUGCCGAACACCGGCACGUUGAACUCGAUGCUCUCUUGUCAUAUGUUGCCAACAAACUUGCCGCAACGUGGGAUACGUGCGCCGACCGCAGUGGGAUCAGCAGACCUUAUGGCGUUGGAUCCAGUAUUGGCCCUGGGGAGCAAUCGCCGAAUCUCGUUAAGGCCAGCUUUUUGGCCUCCCUGCUACUCCAGAUCCACCACCCUUCUCGAGCCUCCGCCCCGAUCGCCACCGCCUCCAAUCCAGCUGCCCGUGGGGUGCCUAACAGCAUGGUUAAGGCUAUGCAACGUGCCAGCGUAGCAACGCCGCUCCCUCAGAUUCUUCUCGAUUGGCUCAAUGGAAACCACGCCUCGCAGACUAAUGAUCUGCAGGCGCUGCGUUAUGUGGAACCAAACCCAACCGCUUCAUCCAACUUCUGGGACAUCAUCAACGCGGCCGUACUCCGCGGUCAAUUUGCGGAAGCGGCAGAGAUCUUGCGGUCUUCAGAUUUCAACUAUGCCCGAUCUGCUCUGGAGGACGGCUUACCUCAACCGGGAUAUCGUGGCGCUCAGCUGCAGAACAUUCAGCGUUGUGUGAACAAAGCCCUGCAGAUUCUCGAUACCUGCCCCGGUUUCCGGGAUGAUGAUUGGGAUAUCACCGGGUCUGACUGGACUUUGUACCGGAAGCGUGUUUUGGCCACUGUAAAUGAUCUGGAAGAGUUCGCCGAGGGCGAAGAGCGGGAUCAGGCUGACGUUCCAGUCCAAGAAAACCGGUUCCAGGCCGUUAACUUCGGACUUUCCAACUUUGGGCAGAACCAGGUGAGCUUCACGCAGUCUGCCCGCAUGGCUGAAAGCCGGGUUCCCUGGACAAUUUACCAAAGUCUCCGCUCCCUCUACCGCAUUAUUCUGGGCGACACAGCUACAAUCAAGGCCAUCUCGCAGGACUGGGUCGAGGCGACGAUCGGCUUGACCGCGUGGUGGGAUGGUGAGGAUUAUGACGGCAUGCCUGGGCUCGACUUCCGCGCCAGCACUUCUAGCAACGACUUCCAACGCUCGCGCGGAUCCAAGAAUCAGCUUCGCGCGGUGGAUCGAAAUAUGCGAGACGCCUACCUGCGUCGCCUGGAUCUGGCCUUUAGCAACGUCACAAAUGAACCAUCCGAUAACGCUGGGUUCCGCGUUAACACCAUGAAUAGUCUGGAGGUUGGCUUGGCCUCUGUCUUUGAAGGCAAUGUCCAAGGGGUUCUUGAGCUUCUACAAUCAUGGUCCCUGUGCGUCACGACCGCUGUCACCGAGGUCGCCAGUUUUGGUGGCUGGUUUGAUUCCGGCGUGAGCAAGAUGCCCGGUCUGAGUGAGAAUGAUUUGAUGGUUCUUUCAUAUGGACAGGGUGACAUGUCUUCUGCCCAUCGACUUGAUAGAGAUGAGAUUCUCCAGAGCUAUGCAUUCGGACUGAACGAACGUGGCUCGGUUGAGAACGAGAGUGGUGUCCGCGAGGGCUGGGAGAUGGCAUUGGAGGUGCUGGCCCGACUGCACGACUCAGUUUCGAUGAAGAAAGCGGUCGCGGAGGUUGUGGACAAGCUGCCGUUGGAUGAUGUCAGCCAACUUGACAAGUUGGUCGUCCUGUGUACCGAUUUAGGCCUGGAGGAUCAGGGCCGCAAGGUCUCUGAGCGAUUCGGUGAUCUCACCGCUUCUAACUCUGAGAACUUUGGCCUAGCGCUUGUAUGCUACGCCCGUGCUCAGAACCGCCGCAAGGUGAAGUCAGUUGUCGACCUUUUGAUUUCAUACAGCCUGGUGCAAUCGCGGGCCUACCCUGCCACAUCUGACCUGGACCCGGAACUUCGCUCGAUGCUGAAAGAUCCCAAGACCUGCCUGUCGUCUAUCGCAUCUGUCGACGAGGAAGCUGCCCGGAUUCUCCAGUUCUACCUCAGUGGCUAUGCGACGCUACGUCGGUUCUAUGAGAUUCGCGAUGAGGCCAUGGAACUGCAAGAGAGCCAGCGACCGCGCUUCAAACCGCUUGCUCGCCGGCGCGCAGCGGCCAAGGCACUCGUUGCGGUGAUCAGCAGCGCUGCAGAUAAUAUCUACGGCGGUCUGUACGAUCCCCAUCGUGAUUCUGCAGUGCAGGUGGACGGAUUGCUCGCGCUGCUGGGAGAGGCGCUGGUGUUUGUGAAUCACUCGACUCCUAUUUUCUCGGUUUCUCAGCAAUUCACUAUCCUGUCUGCGAUUGAAGAUCUGGAGACCGUGACUCCUCGCGUAUACUCGCAGUGCGAGGAAUGCUUCCGGUCCACUCUGCUCGAGCAGCAAUCCGCCGGCCGGGGCGCAUCCGACGGCUUUGCGCCGCCCUCGCCUCGGGCGCUUCUGAAAAAAUCAGUGUCGUCCUUAUCCGCAUCCACCUUCUCCAUCAUCGGUAACGACAUGCUUGAGUCGGUACGCACUCGAUCAGGUUCCGGGUCUGGACCGGCUUCCGUGGGCAGUUCUGGUGUGCUUGUCCCUCGACCUGGUGACAAGGAAGCGGGCCGUGCCCGCGGAUGGGACUGGCGGGUGGGCCUUCCCGAGACGAUCAAGGGUGCAGAUGUGCUUCGGAUGCUACGACUGGGAUUAGCACAGGGGUUGAGCUUUGGCGCCUUAGGGUCCGUAUAG